Messenger RNA from Zophobas morio, 1629 nucleotides. RefSeq names its product zinc finger protein OZF-like. The record is from RefSeq and is a predicted model, not a curated record. The transcript is spliced from 2 exons. Gene Ontology annotation, biological process: regulation of gene expression. Gene Ontology annotation, cellular component: nucleus. Lineage: Eukaryota; Metazoa; Arthropoda; Insecta; Coleoptera; Tenebrionidae. Gene Ontology annotation, molecular function: zinc ion binding. Bases 93 to 1439 code for a protein of 448 amino acids.
CUGUCAAAGCAAACUAACCUCAUUUUAUGUUAUCAAUUAUUGCUAUUAUCGAAAAAUUCAAUUUAACUACUGUCGAUGAAAUCAUCUAAACAAUGUACAAUCCCGCGAAUUUACAAAUCGAGAGAAUCUGUCGAGUAUGUUUGAACGAAAACGAAGAAAUGAAACACGUAUUCGAGGAAUGUUUAUUCGAAAAAUUAAAAGAAUUAGCAACAAUUCAGAUCGAAGAAAACGACGGUUUGCCUAAUUUAUUAUGUAAUUACUGUGUUCACGAAGUAAACCGAUGGUACUCCUUCAAACUCCAAGUAAUUAAAAGCGACAAAACCCUGCGUUCGAUACAGAAAGAGCACGAAAACUGUAGCAACAAUCACACCAACAAAGACAAUACUGAAUCGUUACGACAAAUCAAAAAGCAACACGAAGACAUAAGUGAAAACUCAGACUGUGAUCAAAACGACGAUGACACAUUGUACAAGUCUGACCCGCAACUUCCCCAAACUUUCCAGUGUGAUAUCUGCAAAAAAGAAGUGAAAACCAUACACUCGUUACGCCGCCACAUGAAAAUCCACACUGGCGUAAAACCACACACUUGCAAAAUCUGUGGUAAAAGCUUUGCAGAACCGGGGAAUCUCACAAAACACGCACGCAGGCAUACCAACGACAAAAAACACCAAUGUAACGAGUGCGGCCUGCGUUUUUAUGAACGCAACAAACUGACAAUACAUAUCCGAACUCACACAGGGGAAAAACCGUACUCUUGUAAGGUGUGCUCGCGAGCGUUUGCGACUCCAGCGCAAGUCCAAAUCCACAUGAAGACACACACUGGAGACAAACCGUACAAUUGCGACAUUUGCAAUAAGGCUUUCCCCUACAGUGGGUCGCUAGAAACUCAUAAAAAAAUACAUAGGGGAGAGCGGGCAUUUGUGUGUCGUGAUUGUGGAAGGUCGUUUUCACAAAAGGUGAAUUUGGACAGUCACGUGAGGACAAAACAUACACACGAGUGUCCGUAUAUGUGUAAUGAUUGCGGGAAAGCGUAUCCUACGAAAGAUCAGUUGAAAAAUCAUUUGAGACACCAUACAGGUGAAAAGCGGCCCUUGAAACACACCUGCAGUGUUUGUGAGAAGAGUUUUGGGACUCCUGCAGAGGUGCGGAUCCAUAUGAGGAUACACACGGAUGAAAGGCCUUAUCAGUGUGAUUUGUGUGGGAAAAAGUUUAGAGCUUCUUCUCAUAUGACGUCACAUAGACGGAUUCACACUGGAGAAAAAAAUCAUUGCUGUAUGUAUUGCGGGAAGGCCUUCAGAGAGUCGUCGACCUUGAAGAUACAUAUUCGGACUCAUACAGGGGAGAGACCUUACAGUUGUAAACUUUGUGGGAUGAGUUUUACUCAAAGCAAUACACUUAAUACCCAUAUGAAGAUUCAUGGGACGGCUACUAAUGGAUGAGGGAUGGGUUAAAUGGUCAAAGAUGUAUAGUCAUGUGACACUACCCACCCAGUUGUGACGAUUGGUGGACGUUUGAUUUCCAGUGAGAUUUUAGUUGGAGCAAAAAUGAAUUUUGGGUCAAGCUCGAUGCAUGCGAUAGAUGAUUAUAGAUUUUUUUUCAGUGGAAGAGUGAAUAAUAAAAAUUACGAAA